AUGGCCUCAACGGCAGUAGACGCGCACAUGGAGCCACGAGGCCCGUCUACUCCAGUCAGCAAGCCAUCGUCGCGCCGGGACUACAAGGGCUUCGUGGCCGGCGUGUUCAGCGGCAUCGCAAAACUGACGGUCGGCCAUCCCUUCGACACCAUCAAAGUACGCCUGCAAACAACCAACAGCGGCCGAUUCAGCGGGCCUCUGCAGUGCGUCACACAAACCGUCAAGAAUGAAGGCAUUCGCGGCCUCUACAAGGGCGCAACGCCGCCCCUGGUCGGCUGGAUGUUCAUGGACUCGGUCAUGCUCGGCUCCCUCACCGUCUACCGCCGCCUGCUGGCCGAGAAUGUCUUCCACGCCUCAUCGUGGACACCCGGCGCCGGAGAGGGUGCUGGCCUCGGAUUCACCGCCCUCCUCGACAGACUCGGAGUGCUUCCGGCCUCCUCCUCCUCCUCCUUCUCCCCCCCUUCAUCGUCAUCACCGACGACGUACCUCCCACCUCUGGGCCACGGCAUUGCAGGCAUCUUCGCCGGCACAACCGUGAGCUUCGUUGCCGCACCAGUCGAACACGUCAAGGCCCGUCUGCAGAUUCAGUAUGCCGCUCACAAGUCGGAACGCAUGUACUCAGGGCCCAUAGACUGCCUGCGCAGGAUCUACACCCACCACGGCGUACGCGGUGUCUACCACGGACUGUGCGCCACCGUCAUCUUUCGAGCCAUGUUCUUCUUUUGGUGGGGCAGCUACGACGUGAUUUCGAGGUGGAUGAGGCAGCGGACGAGCAUGAGCGCCCCGGCCAUCAAUUUCUGGGCGGGCGGGUUGAGCGCGCAGGUUUUCUGGCUGACCAGCUAUCCCAGCGAUUUGGUGAAGCAGAGGAUCAUGACGGACCCGCUGGGCGGGGGCUUGGGGGACGGCGAGAGAAGGUUCCCCCGAUGGAAGAAUGCCGCCGUCGCGGUGUACAGGGAGAGCGGGUGGAGAGGGUACUGGAGGGGCUUUCUGCCCUGCUUCUUGAGAGCGUUUCCGGCGAAUGCCAUGGCGCUGGUGGCAUUCGAGGGCGUCAUGAGGAUGCUGCCCUGA
Messenger RNA from Metarhizium album ARSEF 1941, 1068 nucleotides. RefSeq names its product Mitochondrial carrier domain protein. Gene Ontology annotation, biological process: transmembrane transport. Gene Ontology annotation, molecular function: transmembrane transporter activity. NCBI's taxonomy places the organism in Eukaryota, Fungi, Ascomycota, Sordariomycetes, Hypocreales, Clavicipitaceae. The record is from RefSeq and is a predicted model, not a curated record. The transcript is spliced from 2 exons. Bases 1 to 1068 code for a protein of 355 amino acids.